UGCCGGGAUCGCGGUGAUGUGGCCCCCCCCCCCUUACCCCUCCCCGUCCCGGGAUGUCGGAAGAAACCCGACAGAGCAAAUUGGCUGCGGCCAAGAAAAAGUUGAGGGAGUAUCAGGAGAAGAACAGCCCUGGUGUAGGAGCAAAGAAGAAAAGGAAGAUUAAAAAUGGCAGUAGCCCUGAGACCACCACUUCCAAUGAUUGUCACUCUCCUGAGGAUAUUCAGGAUAUUCUGAAGGUGCUGGUGUCCGACCUUAACCGCUCCAAUGGGGUAGCGCUCCCCCCAUUGGACAAGUGGAAGGCGCCCAAAGACCGCGCCGCUCCUGCUGCACCAACUGUUGAUGACACCGUGUCACCUGGCGGUGUCCCUUCCCCCUGUGCUAGUCUCCCUCGUGUCACCAGCAUGACAUCAAAUCAGAACCAUGAUGCAGAAAAUGGUCCUAUCCUCAUAGAUGAAAGCAAAUGUCUGUCCUCUACCGAGAGCCUGCGACAGCUUUCUCAGCAGCUCAAUGGUCUUGUGUCCGAGUCUUCAUCCUACAUCAAUGGGGAGGGCCUGGCAUCUUCUGCUAACAUAAAGGAUCUAGAGAGCCGGUACCAAGAGCUAUCACUAGCCCUGGACUCCAGCAAUCUAACAAACAAACAACUCAGUAGCAAGAUAGAGGAAUUGAAACAACAGAACCAGGAAACUCUGGAUCAACUGGAAAAAGAGAAGAAGGAGUUUGAACAGAAGCUUGCAAAGGAGCAGGGGUCUCUAAGGGAGCAGCUGCAGGUUCACAUUCAGACCAUAGGGAUUCUGGUGUCUGAGAAGACCGAAUUACAGACAGCCCUGGUCCACACACAGCAGGCAGCCAGGCAGAAAGCAGGAGAGUCUGAAGAUCUUGCUAGUCGCCUGCAGUCUUCCCGCCAGCGUGUCAGUGAGCUGGAGCGCACAUUGUCUGCUGUCUCCACACAGCAGAAGCAGGUGGACAGGCACAACAAGGACUUAACCAAAGAGCGAGACACCCUCAAGCUGGAGUUAUAUAAGAACAACAAAAACAAUGAGGACCUGAAGCAGCAGAACUCAGAACUGGAGGAGAAGCUUCAGGUGAUGGUGAGAGAGAAGGCAGCCAUGCAGCUCGGGAUGGAGGAGCUGCAAAAGAAGCUGGAGAUGUCGGAGCUCCUGCUGCAGCAGUUUUCUAGUCAAUCCAAAAGCCCUGACAGCAGCCAGGAGUUACACCAGGCCCUGGAAGAGCGGACACAGCUGGAGGCCCACGUUGGGGAGCUGAGAGAUUUACUAAAGCAACUGCAGCUGGAGAGAGACCAGUAUGCAGAGACUCUGAAGGAGGAGAAUGCCAUUUGGCAGCAGAAGAUGCAGCAGAUGUCUGAACAGAUGCACAGAUUGAGGGAAGAGAAGGAGCACAGCAUGAGUCAGGUGCAGGAGUUGGAGGCCAACUUGGCUGAACUGAAGAACCAGAUAGUGGUGCCCCCAGCCCAGGAGCCCCCAGCCAGGCCCUUGGAGGAGGAGCAGCAGCGGCUGCACGCCGAGACUGAACAACUACAGAAGGAGCUGGAGAGCCUGGCCGAGCAGGUGCAGGCCCAGGUGAAAGACAACGAAGGUUUGAGUCGCCUGAACCGGGAGCAGGAGCAGCGGCUGCUGGAGCUGGAGCGGGCAGCCGAGUGCUGGGGGGAGCAUGCAGAGGAACGCAAGCAGAUUCUGGAGAGCAUGCAGAGUGAUCGCACCACCAUCAGCCGUGCGCUCUCCCAGAACCGCGAGCUCAAGGAGCAGCUGGUUGAGCUGCAGAACGGCUUCGUCAAGCUGUCCAACGAGAACAUGGAGAUUACUACCGCACUGCAGUCGGAGCAGCAUGUCAAGAAGGAGCUGGCUAAGAAGCUGGGCCAGCUGCAAGAGAAGCUGGGAGAGCUAAAGGAAAUGGUGGAGCUGAAGAGCCAGGAGGCUCAGAAUCUCCAGCAGCAGCGGGACCAGUACAUGAGCCACCUGCAGCAGUAUAUGGCCGCCUACCAGCAGGUGGCUUCCGACAAGGAGCUGCUGCACAAGCAGGUGCUGCUGCAGACUCAGCUCAUGGACCGGCUGCAGCAUGAGGAAGUUCAGGGCAAGGUGGCGGCCGAGAAAGCCCUCCAAGAGUUACAGGAGACCCAGGGACGCCUGGAAUCUGCCACCCAGCAGAACCAGCAGCUCCAGGCCCAGCUGAGCCUCAUGGCUAUGCCUGGGGAAGGAGAUGGAUUGGACAGUGAGGAGAAGGAAGAGGAGGCUGCCCAGCCAAAGCUGAGCAUGCCAGAGAACCUGGAGAGCCGAGAGGCCGUGGUGGCAUUUUUUAACUCGGCCUUAGCCAGUGCUGAGGAGGAGCAGGCACGGCUGCGCGGGCAGCUGAAGAAGCAGAAGCUGCGCUGCCAGCGUCUGGCUCACCUGGUGGCCCCAGGCCAGCAGGUGCAGGAGGAGGCCGCAGCCCCCAGUGGUGACAGUGUGCCUGGGGAGACCCACCAGGCCCUCCAGGUGGCCAUGGACAAGCUGCAGGGCCGCUUCCUGGAGCUCAUGCAGGAGAAAGUGGAGCUGAAGGAGCGGGUGGAGGAGCUGGAGCAUUGCUGCAUCCAGCUUUCUGGAGAGACAGACACUAUUGGAGAAUACAUCGCCCUGUACCAGAAUCAGAGGGCAGUGCUGAAGGAACGGCACCGGGAGAAGGAGGAGUACAUUAGCCGUCUGGCUCAAGACAAAGAAAACAUGAAGAUGAAGCUGCUGGAGCUACAGAAACUGGUGCUAUGCCUAGUGAGCGAGCGCAAUGAACGGCAGGGCAAGCUCCUGGCAACUGCCCAGGACCCCGCAGCAGAGCCUGCUACAGCACCCCCAGCCCAAGAGCUUGGUGCUGCCAAUGGCCAGGGUGAUCUUCGAGAGGUGAGCCUGGCUGACAAUGAUAAUGUGGCACCUCCUCAGGGAGAGGCCCUACCAGGCCACAGUGCCCCUGAGAACCCCACUGCACAGCAGAUCAUGCAGCUUCUGCAGGAGAUGCAGAAUCCCCAGCCAUACCCAGGUUUAAGCAAGAAUCCCUGCGUCCCCUUCUUCUACCGGGCUGAUGACAAUGACGAGGUGAAGAUCCUGGUGAUCUAAGAGCCUGACACCAGCAAGCAAAACCUGGAGAAGUGGGGCCGGGGGCUCUGCUCCCACCCUGUCCCUGCCACCCUAUCAUUCCUUCCCAAUUACUCUUUUAUCCCUGAACUAGCAAGAUAAGACCCCUGAGAGGGGUGUGAAAAGCCUCCUAAUGGGGGGAAACAAACAGGUGCAGACCUCUUGCCACCUUGGCAAGGGCUGUGUCUUUUUCUGGACUACUCAUCGUUCCAGAAAAACAAAGAGCCAGAGGCUCAAUAAAAACAUAAUUUAGAGGGCUCCCUUUCUUGGGGGGCAGGGGCUCCCUGGUGGCCUCCUCACCCCCACCAAGCAGUCCUUCAGAGGGGCUCAGGCAUCCUCUAUUCAGAGGCACUUUGGGGAACAAGUGCUCCCCCUGUCCAGCUCAAUGACUGGGCAGCACUCUCCCAGGCCUUAGGACAGUUGGGGCUAACCCAGGCCAGGCAAAGGCAUAAGCUGGUGGGGGGAGGGGGCUCCCUCCCCAGUGUAUAUAAUGUACCUGUGUAACAUUUUGUAUAUUCUGGGGAUAGGGCAGCCCCCUGUAUCAUAGCAGAGGUUGGAACUGGCAAAUGGGGAGGAAGUUCUAUUAAAUAUUUGGGGAUGAGGAAACUUAUUUAUUGAUAGCAUAGGACAGAGGAAGGAGGCGGGGACGGGGUUCCGCCCAGGUGACUCACAACUUCUGUUUGCUUUUUAUUUCGGAAUAAAUGGAUUUAGCCAUACUGUUUA
Messenger RNA from Nyctereutes procyonoides (raccoon dog), 3839 nucleotides. RefSeq names its product golgin A2 (gene GOLGA2). Bases 54 to 3098 code for a protein of 1014 amino acids. Gene Ontology annotation, molecular function: protein binding. Gene Ontology annotation, cellular component: cis-Golgi network; Golgi apparatus; Golgi cis cisterna. NCBI's taxonomy places the organism in Eukaryota, Metazoa, Chordata, Mammalia, Carnivora, Canidae. Gene Ontology annotation, biological process: spindle assembly; Golgi organization. The transcript has 27 exons. The record is from RefSeq and is a predicted model, not a curated record.